Molecule: messenger RNA, 1681 nt
Organism: Seriola dumerili (greater amberjack)
Lineage: Eukaryota; Metazoa; Chordata; Actinopteri; Carangiformes; Carangidae
Gene: rnf166
Product: ring finger protein 166
Exons: 6
Coding region: 237-986 (249 amino acids)
Biological process (GO): ubiquitin-dependent protein catabolic process; protein polyubiquitination
Molecular function (GO): ubiquitin protein ligase activity
Source: RefSeq, a predicted model, not a curated record
GCUCUGCUUCCAAUGUUUACUUCUCCGGCAUGUCUUCUCCAGCCAGGGGAAAGUAAUGCUUUGUUUCGGUGAAGAUAAUUUCAUAGCGAGUAUAUCGAAAAGCCACCAUGUUUGUACGACAUAUAUUCAAACUGCUGUACGGAUAAUGCGCCAGCUGCCAGCACUUUGAACAGUUGGACAGCUUCCUCUCACGGGAAGCGAGCUGUUGUCGACAGUUGCAGAUCCUCUCCGGCUCCAUGAUGGCGAUGUUUCGGAGCUUUGUCUCGGCGAGCACCCAGCUCCGUCAGCAGCAGCCGCAACAGCAGCAGCCCAGCAGCGGCUCAGGCUCCCCGGCAGCCCCGGCUGAGGGCAUCGAGAGCCAGUUCUCCUGUCCUAUCUGCCUGGAGGUCUACCACAAACCCGUCAGCAUCGCCAGCUGUGCUCACACGUUCUGUGGGGAGUGUCUGCAGCCGUGUCUUCAGGUGACCUCACCCCUCUGCCCUCUCUGUCGUGUGCCCUUUGACCCCAAGAAAGUGGAGCGCUCCUCCAGUGUGGAGAAGCAGCUGGCCUCAUACAAAGCACCCUGCAGGGGCUGUAGCAAGAAGGUGGCUCUGGCGAAGAUGAGGUCCCACAUUGCUUCCUGUUCUAAAGUACAGGAGCAGAUAGCCAACUGUCCCAAGUUUGUCCCUGUGGUCCCCACCUCCCAACCUAUACCAAGCAAUAUUCCAAACCGGUCAACAUUUGUGUGUCCAUUCUGUGGGGCCAGGAACCUGGACCAGCAGGAACUGGUGAAGCACUGUAUGGACAACCACCGUAAUGACCCCAAUAAAGUGGUGUGUCCAGUGUGUUCAGCCAUGCCGUGGGGAGACCCCAGCUAUAAGAGCUCCAACUUCCUCCAGCAUCUUCUCCACAGACACAAGUUCUCCUAUGACACCUUUGUUGACUACAGCAUUGAUGAAGAGGCAGCACUGCAGGCAGCUCUGGCACUGUCACUGGCUGAAAACUGACGAGUCCCACCACCAUCGUCCUCCUCACUGUUAGCACAAACUCCACCAUAACUGCUGUCACCCUGGUCCCGCUGCACUGCUGCUGUUCCUCCCUGACUGAGAAGGUGUCAUCCAUCCAACAGACACACCUGACCCUCACAGUGUGUGCAGAGAUCCGACUCACUGAGACGUCCAGCCAGUUUUGGAUUAGGUGAUAAACUCUGUCUUUUCACACCAAGGAUAUUUGUAUUCUGGUGUAAUAUUAGUGUAAGCGUUACAAAACAACGGGAGUUUGGAUGUACUGGAUCUUCACUGCUUCAUUUGGACUUAAUGAUUUGAAGACAGAGGAUCCUGUGGGUUUGGAGUGGAUCCAGUGGUCCAGACCACUUCUGAAUGUGGUCUGAGUGAUCGGAUCUCAAAUGUGUCCUCAAUGCGUCUUGGGUGCGUUCACACCUGAACUUAAAGCUGAUCACUGGUGAUCAGAUCACCUGAGACAGAUGUUAACACCAGGUUUGAACAGGGCCUUCACCCUUCACCAGUAGUUCAGGUCUCUGACAACUCAGCUCAGCUCAGUAGGACAUGAAGAGCUGGAGCUGUUCGUAGUGCAGUAACAUGGUAACACUUGAAGUGGUACUGUCCAUGACAUCCUCUAAUGGUCAUGGUCUGUAGGUUUGAGGACCACACCAUAAGUUGGGAACAUCCCCUCUCCCCCUCAA